This is a messenger RNA of Balaenoptera ricei (Rice's whale), 2769 nucleotides long. RefSeq names its product tripartite motif containing 71 (gene TRIM71). The coding region runs from base 1 to 2625 and encodes 874 amino acids. Gene Ontology annotation, molecular function: zinc ion binding; protein binding; ubiquitin protein ligase activity. Gene Ontology annotation, biological process: protein polyubiquitination; proteasome-mediated ubiquitin-dependent protein catabolic process. The record is from RefSeq and is a predicted model, not a curated record. The transcript is spliced from 4 exons. Lineage: Eukaryota; Metazoa; Chordata; Mammalia; Artiodactyla; Balaenopteridae.
AUGGCUUCGUUCUCCGAGACCGACUUCCAGAUCUGCCUGCUGUGCAAGGAGAUGUGCGGCUCGCCGGCGCCGCUCUCCUCCAACUCGUCGGCGUCGUCGUCGUCGUCGUCCUCGCAGACGUCCACGUCGUCGGGGGGCGGCGGCGGGGGCCCCGGGGCUGCGGCGCGCCGCCUGCACGUCCUGCCCUGCCUGCACGCCUUCUGCCGCCCGUGCCUCGAGGCGCACCGGCUGCCGGCGGCGGGCGGCGGCGCGCCGGGAGAGCCGCUCAAGCUGCGCUGCCCUGUGUGCGACCAGAAGGUCGUGCUGGCCGAGGCGGCGGGCAUGGACGCGCUGCCCUCGUCCGCCUUCCUGCUCAGUAACCUGCUCGACGCCGUGGUGGCCACGGCCGACGAGCCGCCGCCCAAGAACGGGCGGGCCGGCGCCGCGGCCGGCGCGGGCGGCCACAGCAACCACCGGCACCACGCGCACCACGCGCACCCGCGCGCUUCUGCCUCGGCGCCGCCGCCGCUCCCGCCAGCGCCGCCGCCGCCCGCGCCGCCCCGCUCAGCGCCCGGCGGCCCUGCGGCCUCCCCGUCGGCGCUGCUGCUGCGCCGGCCUCACGGCUGCAGCUCCUGCGACGAGGGCAACGCGGCCUCGUCGCGCUGCCUCGACUGCCAGGAGCACCUGUGUGACAACUGCGUCCGCGCGCACCAGCGCGUGCGCCUCACCAAGGACCACUACAUCGAGCGCGGCCCGCCCGGCCCCACAGCCGCCGCCGCCGCCGCCGCGGCGCACCAGCUCGGGCUCGGGCCGACCUUCCCCGGCGCGCCCUUCUCCAUCCUUUCGGUCUUCCCCGAGCGCCUCGGCUUCUGCCAGCACCACGACGACGAGGUGCUGCACCUGUACUGUGACACGUGCUCAGUGCCCAUCUGCCGAGAGUGUACUGUGGGCCGGCACGGCGGCCACAGCUUCGUCUACCUCCAGGAGGCGCUGCAGGACUCACGGGCGCUCACCAUCCAACUGCUGGCUGACGCCCAGCAGGGCCGCCAGGCCAUCCAGCUGAGCAUCGAGCAGGCCCAGACGGUGGCAGAGCAGGUGGAGAUGAAGGCAAAAGUGGUACAGUCGGAGGUCAAAGCCGUGACUGCGAGACACAAGAAGGCCCUGGAGGAGCGGGAGUGUGAGCUGCUGUGGAAGGUAGAGAAAAUCCGCCAGGUGAAAGCCAAGUCCCUGUACCUGCAGGUGGAGAAGCUGCGGCAAAACCUCAACAAGCUGGAGAGCACCAUCAGCGCCGUGCAGCAGGUCCUGGAGGAGGGGCGGGCGCUGGACAUCCUGCUGGCCCGAGACCGCAUGCUGGCGCAGGUGCAGGAGCUCAAGACCGUGCGCAGCCUCCUGCAGCCCCAGGAGGACGACCGGGUCAUGUUCACACCCCCUGACCAGGCCCUCUACCUCGCCAUCAAGUCCUUCGGCUUUGUCAGCAGCGGGGCCUUCGCGCCGCUCACCAAGGCCACGGGCGACGGCCUCAAGCGGGCCCUCCAGGGCAAGGUGGCCUCCUUCACUGUCAUCGGCUACGACCACGACGGGGAGCCCCGCCUCUCAGGAGGCGACCUCAUGUCGGCCGUGGUCCUGGGCCCUGACGGCAACCUGUUUGGUGCGGAGGUGAGCGACCAGCAGAACGGGACAUACGUGGUGAGCUACCGGCCACAGCUGGAGGGCGAGCACCUGGUGUCGGUCACCCUGUGCAACCAGCACAUCGAGAACAGCCCCUUCAAGGUGGUGGUCAAGUCCGGCCGCAGCUACGUGGGCAUCGGGCUCCCGGGCCUGAGCUUCGGCAGUGAGGGCGACAGCGAUGGCAAGCUGUGCCGGCCCUGGGGCGUGAGCGUGGACAAGGAGGGCUACAUCGUGGUCGCCGACCGCAGCAACAAUCGCAUCCAGGUGUUCAAGCCCUGCGGCGCCUUCCACCACAAGUUCGGCACUCUGGGCUCCCGGCCCGGGCAGUUCGACCGGCCCGCCGGCGUAGCCUGUGACACCUCCCGCAGGAUCGUGGUGGCCGACAAGGACAAUCAUCGCAUCCAGAUCUUCACUUUUGAGGGCCAGUUCCUCCUCAAGUUCGGUGAGAAGGGCACCAAAAACGGGCAAUUUAACUACCCUUGGGAUGUGGCGGUGAAUUCCGAGGGCAAGAUCCUGGUCUCCGACACGCGGAACCACCGGAUCCAGCUGUUCGGGCCCGAUGGGGUCUUCCUGAAUAAGUAUGGCUUCGAGGGGGCUCUCUGGAAGCACUUUGACUCCCCGAGGGGGGUGGCUUUCAACCACGAGGGCCACUUGGUGGUCACCGACUUCAACAACCACCGGCUCCUGGUCAUUCACCCGGACUGCCAGUCGGCCCGCUUCCUGGGCUCAGAGGGCACCGCCAAUGGGCAAUUCCUGCGCCCACAGGGCGUGGCCGUGGACCAGGAGGGGCGCAUCAUCGUGGCCGAUUCCAGGAACCACCGGGUGCAGAUGUUCGAGUCCAACGGCAGCUUCCUGUGCAAGUUUGGCGCUCAGGGCAGUGGCUUUGGGCAGAUGGACCGGCCCUCCGGCAUCGCUGUCACGCCGGAUGGGAUGAUUGUCGUGGUGGACUUUGGCAACAAUCGAAUCCUCAUCUUCUAAUCACAUUCCUAGGCUUCUGUGUUUGGGGUGCGCGUGUGUACGUCUCUCUCUCUCUCCUCCCCCUUUUGAAAUUCAAAGAAGAAACCGUCUCAGGGAAAUUUCUUUUUAUUUUUUUUUUCUUUUGUUUAAAGACAACAAGAAAAG